GCCCCAUCCCCGGGGGCGGUUCUGCAGGCCCGGCCGGGCAGGACAUGGAGCUGAGCGCCCUGGGCCCGCAACCUGCGCGUUCCCGGAGCGGUGCCGAGGAAGGGGCCGAAGCUCCGGAGCUGCCGCUGCAUUCGGCGUGGACCUUUUGGCUCGACAAGUCCCUUCCUGGUACCACGGCAGCCGAAUGUGCCUCAAAUCUGAAGAAGAUUUACAGAGUACAAACAGUGCAGGAUUUCUGGAGUGUCUACAACAACAUCCCUCCCGUGACGAGUUUGCCCCUGCGAUGCAGUUAUCAUCUGAUGCGUGGAGAAAGACGGCCCCUGUGGGAAGAGGAAAGCAAUGCCAGGGGAGGAAUAUGGAAAAUGAAGGUCGCUAAAGAAAGUACGGCAGCAGUUUGGAAAGAGCUCCUGUUAGCAACUGUUGGAGAGCAGUUCACAGACUGCUGUGCUGCAGAUGAUGAAGUCAUAGGGGUGAGCAUCAGCGUUCGUGACCGUGAGGAUGUUGUACAGGUCUGGAAUGGGAAUGCCUCCUUAGCGAGUGAAGCAAAAGUGUUAGAAAAGAUACAUAAACUUCUGCCACACACCUCUUUCAGAGCCGUGUUUUACAAACCUCACAGAGAGCACCAUGCCUUUGAAGGCCAACGUGGGAGACAUUAAGUGCAGCCUUACAUUUGUCACUCACAGUGUGGUGAGGUGUCUGAGUGAGAAGGAUGGCAGGAGGCCCUGCAGAAACACUUCACACAGUGAAGUCCUCUUGGAUUUAAUGCUUCUCAUUGAGCUGUAGCUACUGAAAACGAGGAAGCACAGUUGCCCUGACUGCUGAAUGUGCCAUUCAUUACUUUUUGCUUGGUUGUGAUUUUAAUUCAUUGGGGUUUUUUUCUUUAAAAAGUUACUUGGCCUGGUUUUUUUUUGGUUUUUUUUUUUUUUUUUUUUCAAUUGUGUCAUAUUGAUUCCUGUUAAGAUACAACACUUUGGAUUCUUCUGAACUGUUUGUAGUUAAGUGCAGACAUGCACAGACGUGGUAUGCUGCUUUUUUGAGAUGGGGGAAAUACUGCCUUGGUGGAAUGUGUUUUCAAUUUUCUUUCUGAGACAUUCCUAUCAUAUGAAGAUUUACUCCCUGUCUUUGCCCCAGGAGAUGAAGGAGUUGCACGGCAUUAUCCUAAUGGGCUGUGUAAUCUGCUCUUGUGCUGACAACAGCACACGUCCUGCAAAAGUAAAUAGCAAAGUAUUCACUGAAUGGGCAACUGAAGAGAUGCAUUAAUUACGGGCCUGACCCUGGGUGAGGUGAAUGUUUAAAGUGUGGUGACUUCCAGAGAACCCUGGUUCAGGCUUGAAUUUGGAGAUUUUGCAGUAAGAAACCGUGUGAACCCCCACCUCCUAUUUAUUUAAGAAAGGAUAAUGAUUAUCAUCUUUUCACCACACGGUCUUUCCCUGUACAUUCAUGAUAAGAGUCACAAAUUCCUUCUAACCCAUUUGCCUAACCUUGAUCCAUCCCUCAUACUUCUGGAGAUGUUAGGCCUGCACCUAUAGAGGCUCAGAUCAGAAGUGCUAUUCACUUCAGUGCAAAGGAAGAAAUUCUGUCCCUCGUACUUUCAAACUGUUGUGGCUCUUUAGAUCAUCUCUUUAAUUUACAGGAAACAAAUGGAUUUUGUUUUAUGGCAUAAAUGUGAAUAAUAAUGAUGUUAAUCUGUAAAUGUUUGUAUUAAUUGAGGAGUUGGUUUGCUUUACUGUUCUACCAAAGAUUAAUUUAUCUCCUUUUGCAAUAAGAAGCUGUAAGAGAGAGAAGGAUGUGCGCUCUGCUCAGCAUUACCUUGUGGGUAAGAGGUCUUGCUUGGCAAAUGGUCCAGUUGAACUGAUCUCCACAUUUGGUGUAUUAAGAAGCAGCCAUUAGAAUCAAAUUAAGCAAUAAGAAUCACACAUAGGAGAGGUUGGUUGGGUUAUUUUUUUUUUUAUUUUUUAUUUUUUACAACUUUGUAUUUAUGAAUUAAAACUGUGCAGUUAGUGAGCAUUAUUAAUUAAACAGUUUCGAAAGUCCA
Coturnix japonica (Japanese quail) is the source of this 2035-nucleotide messenger RNA. It is a transcript of the gene EIF4E3, whose product is annotated as eukaryotic translation initiation factor 4E family member 3. Gene Ontology annotation, biological process: translational initiation. Gene Ontology annotation, molecular function: translation initiation factor activity; RNA 7-methylguanosine cap binding. The record is from RefSeq and is a predicted model, not a curated record. Lineage: Eukaryota; Metazoa; Chordata; Aves; Galliformes; Phasianidae. Gene Ontology annotation, cellular component: eukaryotic translation initiation factor 4F complex.